Equus caballus (horse) is the source of this 2844-nucleotide messenger RNA. It is a transcript of the gene CXXC5, whose product is annotated as CXXC finger protein 5. Gene Ontology annotation, cellular component: nucleus. Gene Ontology annotation, molecular function: methyl-CpG binding; zinc ion binding. The record is from RefSeq and is a predicted model, not a curated record. Lineage: Eukaryota; Metazoa; Chordata; Mammalia; Perissodactyla; Equidae.
UACACUUAUAAGUGGGUGAAUUUUAUAGUAUGUAAACUAUAACUCAGUAAAGCUGUUAAAAAAAAAUCCUGCCCUUGGCCUCAAGACCCUGUCCAGUUGGGACCCUGCCACCUUCGUAGCCACACCUCGCACCCACUUCCCUUUUUCUUAGGAACCCUUUCAGGCUUGUGUCCCCUUUGGUAACCUCUCCUUAACUCACAGGCUAGCAGUCCCCUCCUCCUGGAAGAUCCCCGAAGCCCUACUUGGUCCCCUUCUCACUCUCACUCACACUGGUUCUUGUAACCCUCAGUCUAGCUCCUGUGCACUCCUCCAGGGCAGUGCUGGGUCUGUAUCCUGCACCAUCUCCCCAGUGCCACAGGGCAUGGGGCUGCUGAAGGGUAGGCAGUAGGGGGAUGUGUCCAACCACACAUCUAGAACAUUUCACUGUGGGCCACCUGUGUGCAUGUCUACAUGCAGACAGGACCAUCCCUCCCGACAGUGCCCACCCCACCCCCAAGGCCAUGUGGCCUGAAGGGCUCAGGACAGCCUGCUGGGGAUGAAUCCUGACUCCCUUGGGGCUAAAGGUGGAGUGAGGGCACUGCCAUCACCUCUGGUGACCUCACUACCAGCUGGCAUUAUGAUAUCACUGGCCCAGCAUUCCGAGCUCCUGCCUGGACAUCUCCAAGGCCCCCCCAGGUGGGGGUGCCCCUCUGGAGUCUGUGACAGCUCUCCCCACUGACCACGUAAAGAGUGAAGAUAGUUUCACGUGGACACCUGACCAUGUGCCUGCCCUGAGCUGCGAGGCCCACCAGGCAUCUUUGUUGUGGGCAGCAGGGCCCAGCGUUCAUCUGUGGACACCCCACGGUUGGCAGGUUCUCCCAGCAGUGGGGUCUGGGCCUCGACCCCACCAUGUCGAGCCUCGGCAGUGGCCCGCAGGACACCGGCGGCAGUAGCAGCAGCAAUGCCAAUGGCAGCAGUGGCAGUGGCCCAAAGGCGGGAGCAGCUGACAAGAGUGCAGCGGUGGCCGCAACUACGCCAGCUUCAGUGGCGGAUGACGCACCGCCCCCCGAGCGUCGGAACAAGAGCGGCAUUAUCAGUGAACCCCUCAAUAAGAGCCUGCGUCGCUCCCGCCCUCUCUCCCACUACUCUUCCUUUGGGGGCAGUGGGGGCAGUGGCGGUGGCACCAUGAUGGGCGGGGAGUCUGCUGAAAAGGCUGCUGCGGCCGCAGCUGCUGCCUCCCUGUUGGCCAAUGGGCACGACCUGGCGGCAGCCAUGGCUGUGGACAAAAGCAACCCUACCUCAAAGCACAAAAGUGGUGCUGUGGCCAGCCUGCUGAGCAAGGCGGAGAGGGCCACGGAGCUGGCAGCCGAGGGACAGCUGACGCUGCAGCAGUUUGCGCAGUCCACGGAGAUGCUGAAGCGCGUGGUGCAGGAGCACCUGCCGCUGAUGAGUGAGGCGGCCGCUGGCCUGCCCGACAUGGAGGCUGUGGCGGGCGCUGAAGCCCUCAAUGGCCAGUCCGACUUCCCCUACCUGGGCGCCUUCCCCAUCAACCCAGGCCUCUUCAUCAUGACCCCGGCAGGCGUGUUCCUGGCCGAGAGUGCGCUGCACAUGGCCGGCCUGGCCGAGUACCCCAUGCAGGGAGAGCUGGCCUCCGCCAUCAGCUCGGGCAAGAAGAAGCGGAAACGCUGCGGCAUGUGUGCGCCCUGCCGGCGGCGCAUCAACUGCGAGCAGUGCAGCAGUUGUAGGAACCGAAAGACUGGCCAUCAGAUUUGCAAAUUCAGAAAAUGUGAGGAACUCAAAAAGAAGCCUUCCGCUGCUCUGGAGAAGGUGAUGCUUCCGACGGGAGCCGCCUUCCGGUGGUUUCAGUGACGGCGGCGGGAACCCAAAGCUGCCCUCUCCGUGCAAUGUCACUGCUCGUGUGGUCUCCGGCAAGGGAUUCGGGCGAAGACAAACGGAUGCACCCGUCUUUAGAACCAAAAAUAUUCUCUCACAGAUUUCAUUCCUGUUUUUAUAUAUAUUUUUGUUGUUGUCGUUUUAACAUCUCCACGUCCCUAGUAUAAAAAGAAAAAGAAAAGAAAAAAAAAAUUUAACUGCUUUUUCGGAAGAACAACGACAAAAAAGAGGUAAAGACGAAUCUAUAAAGUACCGAGACUUCCUGGGCAAAGAAUGGACAAUCAGUUUCCUUCCUGUGUCGAUGUCGAUGUUGUCUGUGCAGGAGAUGCAGUUUUUGUGUAGAGAAUGUAAAUUUUCUGUAACCUUUUGAAAUCUAGUUACUAAUAAGCACUACUGUAAUUUAGCACAGUUUAACUCCACCCUCAUUUAAACUUCCUUUGAUUCUUUCCGACCAUGAAAUAGUGCAUAGUUUGCCUGGAGAAUCCACUCAUGUUUAUAAAGAGAAUGUUGACGGCGCCGUGUCAAAGCCCCUCUGUAUCCGUCCACGCGGGCAGAGCCACUGCGAGGAGGUCACAGAGAGGGAGGGAGCAGCCCACCCACCCCCAUGCCCAGGCCAGCCAUGCUGCACCCAUGGUCCCCAAAAUGGGACCCCCACCCCAACAGUGAUGAUUUUGCAAAAAUGAGAGCUCCGUUUAUCCAUUGAGAUCUGGGGAGCCCAUGUCUCGAUAUUUCCGAUCCUGGCUAUUUCCCUUAGAGAAAAUAAGUCCUUUUUUUUCUGGCCUUGCUGAUGGUGACAGAAGAAAGGGCUUCUUUGCGUGGCCCCCUGCCAGUGGGGGUGGGUGCCCAGGGGGCCCCCUGUGGCCUGGGCCCCCUUGCCCAUGGCCAGCUUCCUGCUGAUGAACAUGCUGUUUGUAUUGUUUUAGGAAACCAGGCUGUUUUGUGAAUAAAACUAAUGCAUGUUUGUGUCACGAA